Molecule: messenger RNA, 714 nt
Organism: Helicoverpa armigera (cotton bollworm)
Lineage: Eukaryota; Metazoa; Arthropoda; Insecta; Lepidoptera; Noctuidae
Product: nascent polypeptide-associated complex subunit alpha, muscle-specific form
Exons: 3
Coding region: 82-714 (210 amino acids)
Source: RefSeq, a predicted model, not a curated record
UACUCAUAUGUCGUAUAUAAGCGGUAUGUAGCCUUAAUUAGGCAAAAUAUUCACUCAAUAUUCAGUCGAAAAGUGGUCAAAAUGGGUAGGCUAGUGGUUUUAUUGUGUUUGAUAAGCGUCUGUCAUGGAAAGUUCAGUCUAUUCUUUAACGACUUAGAAAUGCCGUCUUCAAAAAAUGCGGCUUCAAAACAAGCAGUAACCACACCCAAAGCCAAGCCAUCCCUAUUCGACCUUCCAUCCAUUUUCGAUCCUCACAAGAAGGGACCAUCCACUCCCGAUCCGAUUUCCAAUUUCGUGUCAAACGUGUUUAAACCACCGAAACCCGAUGACAAGAUAUUUGGUUUGCCGAAUAUAUUUUCCGCUUUCUUACCUUCAACUCCGCAACCAGAUAAACCGGUCAAUGCCGUUCCUGGUUCCAAUCCUGUAGGUAAUCCUCCCUCCGCCGCUGGGGUAACUCCCCCGUCUGCCGCUGGGGUAACUCCCCCGUCUGCUGCUGGGGUAACUCCUCCGUCCGCUGCUGGGGCAACUCCUCCCUCCGCCGCUGGGGUAACUCCCCCGUCCGCCGCUGGGGUAACUCCCCCGUCUGCUGCUCCCCCGUCUGCCACUGCUGCGACUACGCCAGCAACAGGAGCUGUCACUACUCCCUGUCCUGCCGGUGCUACUCUCCACUCCCCCUCCACUCCUCCGCUACUCCUCCCUCCGCCGCUGGCGUGA